GAAGGACAUCAUUUGUUGUACUAAUGGAGAGAAAGAAGGACAAAAAUAUGAUUGAUUUCUACAAAGAUGUGCAUUGGUCAAACAAAAAGGGGAGAUUUAUCACACCAACUACAGAAGACAAUUAUAACCAGAUGGUUGAAAAGAUGAAUGCAAAAGAGCCAGAUGCUCGCACAGAUGAAGCAGCAGCAAACAUAUUUAGGGAGGUCUUGGGACAUAGACCAGGGUAUUCUAGAGGGAUGGGGCACUCUGUUAUGCCUGAAUCUCCUAAAGUACCUGGCGUUCCCAAUGAAGAGUAUGAACGGCUUGCUAAGGAAAAUGAACAAAAUAAGAAAAAUGCUGAGUAUUACCAAAAUCGGCUGAAAGAGCUUGAAAAUGGUGUCCUGGCUAUCCAGGAGAAUAUGCAAGCAUAUGAAGCACGUAUAAACAUGAGAAUGUCUGGAGUUGAAACAGAAUUAGAGUCUCAAAGAGAGACUCAAGCUGCAGUUCCUUAGGCAUCAUCCAUGUGCUAGCAGUAC
Carya illinoinensis is the source of this 515-nucleotide messenger RNA. RefSeq lists its product as uncharacterized. Lineage: Eukaryota; Viridiplantae; Streptophyta; Magnoliopsida; Fagales; Juglandaceae. The record is from RefSeq and is a predicted model, not a curated record. The coding region runs from base 24 to 491 and encodes 155 amino acids. The transcript has 3 exons.